AUGCGCAGCAUCUUCGUCUGCGGCAAUGCAGCUUCUGCUGCUGGACUCACUGCAGCAGCAGUUCGAGAGACAGGCACGGGGGACCUCGUCGUCGAGGCAGGCGCGCUGGUGCUGGCCGACGGCGGCGUUUGCUGCAUCGACGAACUCGACAAAAUGGCUGCUGCUGCAGCAGCAACAGGAGACACUGCUGCUUUGAUUGAGGCCAUGGAGCAGCAAACUGUCACUGUCUCCAAGGCCUCCUGCUGCUGCUGCUUGCCCGCGAGAACCACCUUAAUUGCUGCUGCAAACCCCAAAGAAGGACGCCUAGAGUCAGCCUGCUGCUGCUGCUGCUGCUGCUGCUGCUGCUGCUGCUGCUGCUGUGGUUGGAGCUGCUGCUGCUGCUGCUGCACUUGUUGCUGUGAUGGUGCUGCUGCUGCUGACGACGACGACAACGAUGGCAACGCCGACACAAGCUUGCCCUUCCUGCUGCUGCUGCUGCUGCUGCUGCUGCUGCUGCUGCUGCAGUCCCCGGAAGCCGCUGACGGAAAACUUGAACUUGUCGGGGCCUCUUCUGUCCCGCUUCGAUCUUAUUUUUUUUCUCCACGACCGCCCCACAGCAGCAGCAGACGCGCAGCUUGCUGCUCACAUAUUUGCUUCCAGAAACGGGAAGCAGCCAGCAGCAGCAGCAGCAGCAGCAGCAGCAGCAGCAGCAGCCACGGCCCUCGGCAACGCUGCGGAGGAGCAGCAGCAAGGUUAUAA
Eimeria necatrix is the source of this 738-nucleotide messenger RNA. RefSeq names its product DNA replication licensing factor, putative. The coding region runs from base 1 to 738 and encodes 245 amino acids. The transcript has 2 exons. Gene Ontology annotation, molecular function: single-stranded DNA binding; ATP binding; single-stranded DNA helicase activity. Gene Ontology annotation, cellular component: nucleus; MCM complex. Lineage: Eukaryota; Apicomplexa; Conoidasida; Eucoccidiorida; Eimeriidae. Gene Ontology annotation, biological process: DNA replication. The record is from RefSeq and is a predicted model, not a curated record.